Rubroshorea leprosula is the source of this 958-nucleotide messenger RNA. Lineage: Eukaryota; Viridiplantae; Streptophyta; Magnoliopsida; Malvales; Dipterocarpaceae. The record is from the annotation of a GenBank genome assembly.
AUUUUGUUUCUUGUUCUUUUUGAAACAGGGCAUGUGAUGGAAAGAAAAGGUUAUCUAUGGAGCUCGAAGGCGGAAGCACAAGAGGUCAUCCCCACUUGACCAAGAGUUUCAACCACUAGCGCACGCGUGAAGAUCAACUUCUCAUAAUCUUGAGGCUAAGCUGUUUGUUUGUAGGCAGGUUAGAUGUUUUCACGACAUUUGUACGGCAAAAGAUAUUUUUGAAAAAGAAAAUUACAGAGAAAUUUACAGCCAGAGGUUGAAGAAUAUGAGGAGAAAUUAAGGAAAAAGGUUUGGCAUAUGAUUAGGUCUCUAUCCACUUUGCUGUAAGAAAGCAGCUUUCAUUCAAGUUGAAGUCUUUUGAUCUUGUCCGUCACUUUCACUUUCAAGGGUAUUCAAAGUCUCUGCAAAACAAAGAUUACAGACAGAGAGAUAUCAUGGAGCUCGCGGCUGAGGUUCUGGGCAAAUUUGGUGUUUGCAGAGAAAGCCGGGUAUCAGUGGCGGCCACCAAACUGCCGAAUCUCAAAUACCCACAUCCUGUUUUGAUCGGGCCUUUUGCUUAUCGGAGGUUUUUGGACGUGGGACGUCUGAAGAUGAGCAAGUCUGGUUGUAGUAGCGGCAUGGAUACCAUGUCAGUCGGAGAGGGUGUGUUCUCCGUGACUUCUUCCAGCCAAUGUGAUGUCGACUAUUUGGGGCAGAGCACCAAAGGCGAUUUGAACCUCAAAGUUGAGCACCUUGAGGUGUUUGGGAUUGAUGGUCAGGUGACUUUAGAUGGUCCAAUUGAGCAAGUAGCCAGGGUGGAGGCUGAAGAGGCAGAGAAUUUACUGAGAGACUUGGGAAUCCCGGUGUAGUAAUUCUAUCUCUUAGUUUUCCCAAAGUUGAUCAUGCACUGGGUUUCUUAUUUGAUAUUCCUCCCCUAACUUCUUUCUGCUUCUGUAAACAAUAAUUUAUUAUUGCCAGU